ACAAUGGCUCCAAUGUUCUGGGCACUUGCUUUGGCCACUCUUUGUUUAAGUGCCCAGGCACAAGAACAUGCACCAUCAAAAUUGCCAACUUCAACCCCCACUGUACCAAUAACAGUACCAUCUUCCCCCACUAAACCAACCAUUGUGGCAGAAUCACCACUUCCUAAGGUUGUUGUAUCUCCAACAUCAUCCGUUCCUGUUAAAUCACCACUUCCUAGGGCUACAUCUCCCACAUCUGCUCCUGUCAAAACACCAGUUCCAAGGACUACAUCUCCAACAUCUGCUCCUGCUAAAACACCACUUCCUAAGACCACAUCUCCAACAUCUUCUCCUGUUAACUCACCACAUCCAAAAACUACAUCUCCAACAUCUGCUCCUGUAAAAACACCACUUCCUAAGACUUCAUCACCAACAUCUGCUCCUGCUAAAACACCAUUUCCUAAGACUUCAUCUCCAACAUCUUCUCCUGUUAAAUCACCACAUCCAAAGACUACAUCUCCAACAUCUGCUCCUGUUAAAACACCUGUUCCUAAGCCUGUUUCUCCAAAAUCUGCUCCAGUAAAACCACCACUUCCCAAGGCUACAUCUCCAACAUCUGUUCCUGUGAAGCCACCUGUUCCCAAGGCUACAUCUCCAACAUCUGUUCCUGCGAAAUCACCUGUUCCUAAGGUUACAUCUCCAAUAUCUGCUCCUGUAAAAUUACCGGUUCCAAAGAUUAUAUCUCCAGCACUUGCUCCGGUGAAAUUACCGGUUCCUGAAGCCAUAUCUCCGACAUUUGCUCCUCUUGAAUCGCCAGUUCCAGUGAUUGCAUUUCCAAUAUCUGAUCCUUUUACAUUCCCUGAUCCCGUAGUUGCAGCUCCAACAACUCCUCCGGUGAAACUACCAACUCCACGAGUUAAACCAUCAUCGUUAGCUCCUGCAAAAUUACCAAUCGCCAAGGUUUUACCACCACCAUCUGCUCUUUUGAAAUCACCACCUCCCUUUGCGAAUAGUGCAGCAGGGUACCAUAUGCAAGGGAAAAAGAUGUGGUGGAGCAUUGGACUAGCUAUUUCCAUUUUGUUAUCUGUCACCAUUUGAGGCUUGCACCAGCUGCUAUAUAUAAGUCUUAUGUGACCAUUGGGUUUUGCAAAAGUUGAAAAGUCAUUAUUUAUUAUAAUUCAAAAAUGAUAUAUUAUGAUCA
This is a messenger RNA of Vigna unguiculata (cowpea), 1180 nucleotides long. RefSeq lists its product as uncharacterized. The record is from RefSeq and is a predicted model, not a curated record. Lineage: Eukaryota; Viridiplantae; Streptophyta; Magnoliopsida; Fabales; Fabaceae.